CGAAAGAAAAAAAACGCAGCCACGCUUUGCCUCGCGGCGCUCCGCCCCGCCCAACCCACCUCCAGCCACGCCCCGCGCGCCGCCGGCCGACUCCUGCCUCCCAAUCCCAUCUCCUCCCCACCCGGGGCUUUCUUCACCGUUCAUAGCUCCCCUCCACUGACUGGUCGCGACCUCGCUGGAGGCACAGGAUGGGAGGGUGCGGCGCUGGCAUCCGGCUCACGGAGAUCGAGCGGACCGAUCUGCGCGCCGGCGACCUCGCGGGAGGCAGAGGAUGGGAUGGCGUGCUGCGCUCAAGACGAGCGGUCUCGAGUAAGGGUAUCAGAGGUUGGCGCCGGCGGGCUCGUGGACGGGGAUGGAGAGGGCAGGUGCCAAUCCGCCGUGACAAGAAAGCUGUUGCGGCGCCGGCCGGCCAGCUCCAUCUCCACGAUUCCAUGGACGGCGGUGGUGUCGUCGCGGGGCGGCCUGCCGGGAGAGCGAGUGGCUGCGCGCAUACGCUGUGGAGAUGAUGCCACGGGUGGAGGCGCUCGCCGCCGGCCGCGCGCGGCUGGAGGCCGUCAACGCACUGCAGCACGAGUCCUGGCCCCUAGGAGGCCCGCGACGUUCGCCUCCAGUGGCGCCUCCUCAAGAUGUCAGGCGGAUGAGAACUGGAGGAUGUGGGAGGCAACGUGCAUGGCCCUACUGCGCUCCGACGAUGACCGGAUGUUCCCCGGGAGGUCGCUUCUGGCAUGUUCCGCAAGUUCAAAACAAAGAACAUCUCUAUUUGCACAGCCCUUCAGGGGAACAAAUGGAUUUCUGCACUCCGUCAGGCCAAGAUGUCGUCUCCUGGUGUUGGACAACAGAUGGAAUGUAUAUGACGCACUCAACCUACAAGGCAAUGUUCUGGGGCUCUUACUCGAGCACUUGCUCUCAAACUUUCUGGAAGGCUUUGGCUGAAAACAAAGUAAAAAAAUGUAACGCCCUCGAUGCGGCUAUAUCUCCCACGUGUCGAAGCACGACUUAGAGGCAUAACCGCAUUGAAAGCAAUGUCGCAAGUGAGGUAAUCUUCACACAACCCAUGUAAUACAU
Molecule: messenger RNA, 1065 nt
Organism: Triticum aestivum (bread wheat)
Lineage: Eukaryota; Viridiplantae; Streptophyta; Magnoliopsida; Poales; Poaceae
Exons: 4
Coding region: 277-933 (218 amino acids)
Source: RefSeq, a predicted model, not a curated record